This is a messenger RNA of Penicillium brevicompactum, 1422 nucleotides long. Its product is annotated as GDP-Man:Man(1)GlcNAc(2)-PP-dolichol alpha-1,3-mannosyltransferase. Lineage: Eukaryota; Fungi; Ascomycota; Eurotiomycetes; Eurotiales; Aspergillaceae. Bases 1 to 1422 code for a protein of 473 amino acids. The record is from RefSeq and is a predicted model, not a curated record. Gene Ontology annotation, molecular function: GDP-Man:Man(1)GlcNAc(2)-PP-Dol alpha-1,3-mannosyltransferase activity; alpha-1,3-mannosyltransferase activity. The transcript is spliced from 2 exons.
AUGAGCCUCCAGCGCUCCAAUGUGACAAUAAUUCACCCGGACCUGGGCAUUGGUGGUGCCGAGCGACUCAUUAUCGAUGUCGCUUUAGCCCUGCAGAACCGCGGCCACCGCGUAACGAUCUACACCUCCCACCGCGAUAAGACACACUGUUUCGAAGAAGCUCGCGAUGGCACCCUAGAUGUCCGCGUGCGCGGAAACACAAUCUUUCCCGCCCACGUCUUCGGUCGACUCCACAUCCUCAUGGCUGCGCUGCGCCAGCUCCACCUCACCGUGUCAUUGCUGGGCGAGCUCGGUUCGGCGACGGAGAAAGCCAAUGACGGAGACGACAUAUUCAUCGUGGACCAAUUAGCGGCCUGUGUACCAUUUUUGAAAUCCUUUGGCCGUCCACGCGAAUCCCGAAGUCAGCGCAUCCUAUUUUACUGUCAUUUCCCGGAUCAAUUGCUUGCGCGCCGGGACGAGGGCGGCUCGCUUCUUCGUUUGGCGAAGAUGCUAUACCGCUUCCCAUUCGAUUGGUUUGAAGGGUGGGCUAUGAGUGCGUCGGAUCGCGUUGUGUCAAACUCCAAGUUCUCCCGCGGUGUCCUACAUGAUGUCUUUGGCUCGGAUCGACUGGGUGAUGUUGAGGUCAUUUACCCGUGUGUUGACAUGGAUGGAGCCUUGUUGCCCACGAAAACGGAGGAGAAUCCCCUCUGGAAUGGGAAGAAGAUAUUGCUCAGCAUUAAUCGUUUCGAGCGCAAGAAGGAUAUGGCGCUAGCCAUUCGCGCUUACCAUGGGCUAGGCACAGAGAAAAGGAAAGGCACUAGAUUGGUGAUUGCUGGCGGUUACGACAAUCGUGUCCCAGAAAAUGUUCAAUAUCAUCAGGAACUAGACAAGCUGGCUACCGGUCUUGGAUUGGAAACCGCGACUUCCAAGACGGUCGUAUCUGCUCUUUCGAUUCCAAAAUCUAUCGAUGUUCUCUUCCUUCUGUCGGUGCCUACAGCGUUCAAGGAUACUCUACUCGCACAAUCCAAGCUUCUUCUCUACACCCCGAUCAACGAACAUUUCGGCAUUGUUCCAGUUGAGGCGAUGCGGGUGGGUCUCCCUGUAUUGGCAUCAAAUACGGGAGGUCCCCUGGAAACUAUUGUCGAGGGCGAAACGGGCUGGCUCCGGGACGCCCAUGCCGAUGAGGAAUGGACUGCUGUCAUGGACAAGGCUCUCUACGGUUUGAGUCUCAAGGACGCUGAGCGCAUGGCUGCUGCUGGCAAGGCGAGAGCAGAGAAAGAAUUCUCACUCACAGCCAUGGGCGAUAGGCUCGAAGAGGAGAUUUCUAUUAUGCUCAAAGCCCAGAGAAGGACAUUUAAUGGAUGGCAGCAGGCGUUUGCUUUGUUGGCCCUGUUUGGGGCUUUCCUAGUGGCAUCGACCGCGUUCUUGCUCCGAGCGAUGUAA